AUGGCCGGAAAAGUGUCAAAAAUUGAAGAGGUAUGCGAAGGAGUUUCAGGUCUUUCUAUUUUAGUUGCUAUAAUUCGUACUCAUGAGUACCUGGAUGUUAAAGAUCAUAGUCAGGGGGGUUUGGCCUCUCACCAGUUUAUGAGAAAAUUGAGAGGAGACGAGGCUCCAGUGAGAAGGUUAUCGAUAAGGGGUCUGCUGCCGGACACAGAACAAUACAUGACGUACGAAGGUUCGACGACGGCCCCCGCAUGUCACGAAACUGUCACUUGGAUUGUGAUAAAUAGCCUAUCUACAUCACCAAGCAACAGAAAAGUACCUACUGACAGGGAUUGCUCAUUAGAUAAUUUGGAAAAAAUACUUCUGGCUGCUGAACACAACAAUUAG
Ctenocephalides felis (cat flea) is the source of this 384-nucleotide messenger RNA. RefSeq names its product carbonic anhydrase 1-like. The coding region runs from base 1 to 384 and encodes 127 amino acids. Lineage: Eukaryota; Metazoa; Arthropoda; Insecta; Siphonaptera; Pulicidae. The record is from RefSeq and is a predicted model, not a curated record. The transcript has 5 exons.